UGUUUGUACUUUGUUGUGAACGGACGUCUCGAAUAUUUAUAAAAUUAAUAAAUAAAAACUCGCUGAAUCGUGACCUAGUUAGUUUUUACAUACUGACCGAAUCACUCUGUGAAACGUAAACAAUACUUUUGCUUAUUAUUGUCAAGCAAAAUAAAAUGUGUAAAGUGUUACCAAGCCAAUAUCUGUGACACAAUGGCGAGCAGCCCCUUUAGCCGGGGUGACCGGUGUGCCCGGAGUCCGCCUCCUACACCCGUGGCCGCAGCUAGACCUACACCCGUGCCUGCACAUGCACCCCCUCAGACGCCUACGCAAAAAAACGAGGUGGAGGUGAUCUCGACGCCAGAAAUCCAAAACUGGAUGAAGAUUAUCGACCAGUAUCUAGGUGAAGUGUGCACUAUUGCUACAGAGGGCAAAUUAAACUCAGACCAAAAAAUGCGCAUAAGUAGUUUAUGCAUGAAAAUUAGCCACGGCACAUCUCAAAUGGCUGUUCAGUACCAGUCCAUCAAGAUGAAAGCAGUUAUGGCUACCUCUACCGUCGAAAGACUGGAAGAACAAAUGGAAGAACAACUUAAUUUGUCGGAGCAACUACAACAAUUGAAGUUGACAAUUGGAGCAUCUAACAAGCCAAACACCGGACCUUCUUUUGCUGAUAUGGUUAAAAAAAGUUCCAACAAAUUUAUACAGCCCUUAAAUUUAAGCUCAGUGGCCAUCUAUCCUAACGACAAAUUAAAAUCCAGUGAGGAGACAAAGUCACUUGUACAAAAAAUCAUAUGCCCUGAACAGAUGAAACUACAAGUGAGAGGACUACGCAAGACUAGAAACGGCGGUGUAAUCAUCAGCACUGAAACCAAAGACGACAUUGAGAAAGUUAAGAAAUCGAUGCAGUCAACAAAUACAGGCCUAAUAGUCGGCGAACCCCAUAAAAGAAAACCUAGAGUUGUAAUUUGUGGAGUGCCCUCAUCGAUGCAAGAUAAGGAAGUAUUUACGUGUUUGUACAACCAAAACCUAGCCGACAAACUACAGGACUGUAGCCUAGAGACGUUUUUGUCCUCUGUUAAGCUGAGCCACAAAUCAGGUAAGAAGGAUGCUGAUACCUGUAACUUUAUAAUAGAAGUAUCUGCACAAAUACGUAAAGCCCUCAUGUGCAAAGACCGAGCAUUCAUUAACUGGUCGUCCUGCCCUGUAAGAGACUUCACUCUAGUGACACGAUGUUACAAAUGUCAGCAGUACGGACAUGCGGCUAAAUCAUGUCGGGAGACCACCUACAUAUGUGGGCACUGUGGUGAAUUGGGUCAUUCCAUCAAAGAAUGCACCAAGAAAGAAGAGGAACCAAAAUGCGCUACUUGCUUGCACUUCAAAAAGCCAAGCAAUCAUAAGACAGGUGCUGCGGACUGUCCGGCGAAAAUUAUGGCAGAAAAUAGGUACAUAAAUUCAAUAGAUUAUGGAGGCGCCUAGGAGCGCCGUAAAUUACGAUUCUUCAGGCCUU
Molecule: messenger RNA, 1486 nt
Organism: Helicoverpa zea (corn earworm)
Lineage: Eukaryota; Metazoa; Arthropoda; Insecta; Lepidoptera; Noctuidae
Exons: 1
Coding region: 193-1455 (420 amino acids)
Molecular function (GO): nucleic acid binding; zinc ion binding
Source: RefSeq, a predicted model, not a curated record